AUGGAUUAAAGUUAUCUCGCUGAAUCUUAGGGAAAUAAUUUGGAGGAAGAGUACAAGUUAGAUUAAAUUGAAGACAUAUCUGAUUAAAACCUUACUUAAGAAGAUGCUUAGCAAAGUCUUAAUGACACAACUCUGAAUGAUAAGAGCAUUAUAUUCGAUCAAAUGGGCGAAGAUUUGCACAUGAACUUAAAUGUAAAUAAAAAUGCAAAAUUUUCUCACUCUUCUCUGGAUUAAAGCCUCACUUAUGAUUAAAGCAAAGCUAUAGACACAACACAUUAGGAAUUCUAAAUGAAAUAAAAUGAAAAGCGCUUUAAUGAGAGAGAUGAUAAAGGCUCAAGAUCUCCAAUACAAAAGAAGUAGGGCUCAAAUAUUUUCAACAAUCGGAGGUCAGUAACUAAGUCCAAAGAACCAUAGAACCAAAUUAAUAGCAUACAAGAUCUACUUACUAAAAACUAAGACCUUGCUAAGAAGGAAAGAGAGUUUGAAAAAAAAUGUUAAAAGCUAAUGAAAAUUUAGGACUGGAGCUCUGUUGACUAGCUUGCCACUGAGCAUUUGGAAGAAACUAGUGGAGUUUCAUUCAAAGGUUUCUUUUAUCUUGGGAUAGCUUUUUACAAAAUGCAAGACUAUCAAAACUCGAUAAGGGCUUUUCAAAAGGCAGAACUAAUCAAUUCAGAAGAUGCUUAAUUGUAGUACAGUAUGGGUCUAGCUAAUUUUAAAAUUGAAUAGUAUAACUUAGCUGUAGAUCAUAUGAAGAAAUGCACCAGUAUUGAUCCACAGCAUCCAUUUGCAUACAAUAACUUGGCUUUUCUCUAUAAUAUGCACUAGUAUUAUCAUCAAACUAUAACUGUAUGUGGUUAUGCAAAGCAAAAUAACCCAGGAAAUCAUAAUUGUUAUAGACAUUGGGCUUUUGCAUUGUUUAAAAUGGGUAAAAUGGCCAAGGCAGUCAAGAAAAUCAAAAAAGGCAUUACAAAGUCUCCAAGAGAUCCAGAGAACUGGAUUAUCUGGGGUCUAAUUCUAAGAACAGUAGGAAAUUAUCCUAGUUCAAAGCAUAAAUUUAAGAGAGCUUUAAAGUAUGACAAAGAUAAUAUAGUAGCAAAGGAAGAACUAGCAACAAUAGAAAAAAUAAUAGAACUUGAUAAAAAGAUUCCAUUAGAUUCAAUCCCAACUAAAGCCAAGUCUGGAAUGAGAAAGCAAAAUUAAGACUAUGAGGAUUUUGAUGGGAAGAGUGGAUUUCCAGCUAAUCUAACAAGAGCUUGUAGUUAGCAAAGAUCUUGUGACGAGCAAAGCAUAUGUACUAUAUUUUGA
Molecule: messenger RNA, 1305 nt
Organism: Stylonychia lemnae
Lineage: Eukaryota; Ciliophora; Spirotrichea; Sporadotrichida; Oxytrichidae
Source: the annotation of a GenBank genome assembly